This is a messenger RNA of Aspergillus alliaceus, 1074 nucleotides long. RefSeq names its product KH domain-containing protein. The record is from RefSeq and is a predicted model, not a curated record. Gene Ontology annotation, cellular component: cytoplasm; nucleus. Gene Ontology annotation, biological process: 3'-UTR-mediated mRNA stabilization. Gene Ontology annotation, molecular function: mRNA 3'-UTR AU-rich region binding. Bases 1 to 1074 code for a protein of 357 amino acids. The transcript is spliced from 2 exons. NCBI's taxonomy places the organism in Eukaryota, Fungi, Ascomycota, Eurotiomycetes, Eurotiales, Aspergillaceae.
AUGGAUUCCACCGAGCUUCACGAUACCCCAGUUGAUGAGACCAUGACUGAUGCCGUCAACAUGGUCGACGAUGGUGACAUUGAGAUCACUCCCAAGACCGAAGAAGAGUACGCCCAGUCUAUGCUGACCCUCCGUGCGAUCGUUUCUUCCAAGGAAGCUGGCGUGAUCAUCGGCAAGGCGGGUAAAAAUGUUGCAGACUUGCGCGACGAAACUGGCGUCAAGGCCGGCGUGAGCAAGGUCGUUCCAGGUGUUCACGACCGAGUCCUGACCGUGACGGGCCCUCUGCAAGGUACCGCUAGGGCCUAUGCUCUAGUAGCCAAGGGUUUGCUAGAAGGUGCCCCGCAAAUGGGUAUGGGUGGCAUCGUGUCUAACAACGGAACCCAUCCGGUUCGCCUUCUAAUCUCCCACAAUCAGAUGGGCACUAUCAUCGGACGGUCCGGCCUGAAAAUCAAGCAUAUCCAGGAUGCGUCCGGUGUGCGGAUGGUUGCCCAGAAGGAAAUGCUUCCCCAGUCUACCGAGCGAAUUGUUGAAGUGCAAGGUACACCCGAGGGUAUCGAGAAAGCUGUCUGGGAAAUCGGAAAAUGCCUCAUCGAUGACUGGCAGCGGGGAACCGGCACCAUUCUCUACAACCCCGCUGUGCGUGCGUCCGUUGGCACUGCUGCGCCAGUGAACCAAAACCUGGGCAAUGGGUACAGCAACCGCCCCUACAACCGUACCGGCAAUGGUGCCGACUUUAGCGACCAGUCCGGUGGCUACAGCAGACGCUCCAACCCCGACACAUCCAACCGUGGUUAUCCCCUUGUCACGGAGGACGGCGAAGAAAUUCAGACGCAGAAUAUCAGCAUUCCGGCCGACAUGGUGGGAUGCAUCAUCGGUAGAGGCGGUAGCAAGAUCACUGAGAUCCGUAGGAGCUCUGGUGCAAGGAUCUCAAUUGCCAAGGCUCCUCACGACGAAACUGGAGAGCGCAUGUUCACGAUCAUGGGCAGCGCCCAGGCGAACGAAAAGGCUCUGUAUCUUCUGUACGAAAACCUCGAAGCCGAGAAGACGCGCCGCAGCCAGCUUCCCCAGGAAUAA